Seminavis robusta is the source of this 2049-nucleotide messenger RNA. NCBI's taxonomy places the organism in Eukaryota, Bacillariophyta, Bacillariophyceae, Naviculales, Naviculaceae. The record is from the annotation of a GenBank genome assembly.
UUUAAGACAACUGCGUCAGAUGAUCAAGGUGUACGAUUGGACGCAGCAAUAACAAAGAUAAAGCAUCACCCACCGCCCACAGCGACACCCGGCAACGAGCAACGAGAUGGGGAUCAACCCCCAUGAUAUAAUACCCGCACCAUGUCGUGUCCUCCGGAUCCAAGUAGCAGUCCAGAGACCGCUAACACCCAAGAACAGCACCGUCUGUGGAAUCAGAGAGAUGUUUGGAUCAGCAAUAUCCUCCCCUUUGUAGGCAUGGGAAAUUAUGCGUUGGUGGCAGCUGUCAACAAGAACAUGUACGAUCUCUACCAGGAAUAUUGUGCCACCAUCAAGUGUCCUCCAAACGUAUCGAUUGCGCAUCCCUCUUCCCACGUCAAUACAAGGCUGGCAAGUGGCGUGGAUACUUUGUACAGUGCUGCAUUCGCCAACGUGCCAUGCGCUGAAUAUUGGUUCACUGAUUCUUCGGACAAUCGAAGACCCGGCCUAAGUUUUGCUUGCCAAAAGAUGGCACACAUUGCGUCUCUACCUGUUCUACAGUGGGCCCACAAGCAGGGAAUUCCAUGGGAUGAGAGAACAUGUGCUGCUGCAGCUGUAAGUGGGAAGUUGGAUGUUCUGCAAUGGGCCAGAGAGCAUGGCUGUCCUUGGAAUGAACACACAUGUGCUGCAGCCGCCAAAGGUGGGCAUCUACAUAUAUUGGAAUGGGCACGAGAUAAUGGAUGCCCUUGGAAUUCAUUGACUUGUGCAAAAGCUGCAGAAGGUGGCCAUUUUUCAAUCCUCAAGUGGGCUCAUGAGCAAGGGUGCCCAUGGGAUGCAGGGACGUGCUCUGGUGCCGCAAAAAAUGGGCACCUAGAAAUCUUGAAGUGGGCAAGAGGCAAUGCCUGCCGAUGGAAUGCCAAAACUUGCUAUAUUGCUGCUGAAGGCCAACACUGGGAGCUCUUGAAAUGGGCAAGAGAAAAUGACUGUCCUUGGAAUCCAAGGACAUGCGCUUCAAUUGCUAGAAAUGGGGAUCUGACAAUGUUGAUGUGGGCAACAGAAAAUGGAUGUCCUUGGGAUAUCAGAACCUGUGAAAAUGCUGCUCAUGGUGGCCAUUUGAAUGUUUUGGAAUGGGCCUGGGAGAACGGCUGCCCAUGGAACUCACGGACAUGUGCAUCUGCGGCUUCUGGUGGGCACCUGGAAAUCCUGAAAUGGGCAAGGGAACACGGAUGUCCUUGGGAUGAAUCAACAUGCUUACAUGCUGCCAGUGGUGGCCACCUGGACACAUUGAAAUGGGCACAUGCAUCUGGUUGCCCAUGGAAUGAAUCUACAUGUUCCAAUGCUGCUCAGAGAGGACAAUGGGAUGUCCUGAGUUGGGCACACGACAAUGGAUGUCCAUGGGAUGCAACCACGUGUGCUGCUGCUGCCAGAGGGGGGCAUUUCAAAGUCCUGAAAUGGCUUCGAGUCCAGGGUUGUCCAUGGGAUAGGAGGACAUGCCAUGGGGCAGCUCUGAAUGGGCAUUUGAGCAUCUUGAAAUGGGCCAGAGCCAGUGGGUGCAGCUGGGAUGCAACCACAUGUGCUUCUGCUGCCCUUGGUGGGCACCUUGAAGUCCUGCAGUGGGCUAGAAAAAAUGGCUGCCCAUGGCAUGAAUCAACAUGUUCCAACGCUGAAGAGGAAGGUCAUGGAAUAGUGCUGCAAUGGGCUCGUGAAAAUGGCUGCCCUCAGUGGCGGCGCUACGAGUAUUGAUCUUCCUUUCAGGCCAGCGAACUUGCUUGCUUUAGCAGUGGUGGAGGCACCUCAGUUCAGACAGGUACAUCAUACCGGUAGGAACAUCAUUGAAGUUGAUCCUUAGCCAGCAGCGCCUCGUCCAUCUUGUACGGUACUGAUACCACCUGUAGCCCCUGUUUUGAUUGGAUAUACGUUUCGCAAAAGUGCUAUUGUGCCGUUAGCUCGUCUCAGGUGAUGGCUUCCCCAGACUCGACUCGCUCUAGCCUGUAAAUCAAUGAAUGAUACGCAACCAAGAAAGAAUGAGUAGCUAGAAAAAUUAAUGUACUGUUUGUUUGUAGUUUGUUUUCG